Messenger RNA from Dinoponera quadriceps, 1710 nucleotides. RefSeq names its product facilitated trehalose transporter Tret1-like. Gene Ontology annotation, molecular function: transmembrane transporter activity. Gene Ontology annotation, cellular component: membrane. The coding region runs from base 79 to 1542 and encodes 487 amino acids. Gene Ontology annotation, biological process: transmembrane transport. Lineage: Eukaryota; Metazoa; Arthropoda; Insecta; Hymenoptera; Formicidae. The transcript is spliced from 6 exons. The record is from RefSeq and is a predicted model, not a curated record.
AGCCGGACGUCACGGCGAUCCGUUUUUCCUCGGCGUGUUUUCCAGUAGCCGCGGCGCUCCGCGUCGAUUUCACGCACAAUGCCUCUAAUUGCGGCGGGGGAGACGACUUCGAAAUUCUCGCGCUGCGUGGGCACGCUCGUGGCGACACUAGCCGCGUUCUCGAUCGGCACGUAUCUGUCGUGGUCGUCCUCCGCGUUGCCGCAUUACCGGAGGAGCGACACGCUGCGAUCCGUCGGCGAUCAGGAGGCCUCCUGGAUCACCUCGCUGCUCCCUCUCGGCGCGAUCCCCAGCGUCCUGCCGGCGGUGAUGCUGGCGGACAAAUUCGGCCGAAAACGGACGAUCUGGGCGGCCGGUGUGCUCUUGUUCACCUGCUGGUACAUCGUCGCGUUCGCGCGGACCGAGACUUGGCUUUUUCUGGCACGGUUCGCGGCCGGGUCGGCGUGCGGCGCAGCAUCAGUCGUUGUUCCCAUGUUCAUCUCCGAGAUCGCCGAGCGGCGGAGCACCUGGGACUCGCUUGGCGUUUUCCGCUCGCAGAUCACCGCCGGGAUCCUCUUCGCGUACGCCACCGCAUUCGCCGAUGGCGCGUGCGUCAUCGCGAUAUUGUGCUCCGCGGCGCCCGCUCUGCUUUUGAUCUCCUUGCCGUUCGUGCCGGAAUCACCGGUGUGGCUGCAAGACCGGAGGACGUGCGACACGCUCAGCCACUUCGGAGGCUCGUCUCGCGCGGAGACGGGAUCGACGAAGCGCGUCGCGGAAACGCGAGCCGGCAUUUCCGAGCUGUGGGACCAUCGCCAUCGCCGGCCGAUCUGCAUCGUGCUCGGUCUAAUAUUUUUCCAGCAGCUCUCCGGCGUGAACGCCCUGAUAUUUCAUGCGAGUGAGAUCUUCGACACCACGGGCGUCUCAUCGCCGGAUCCCGUUCUGUCGUCCGUGAUCGUCGGCGUCGUGCAACUGAUCGCCACCUGUUUCUCGACCGUUAUAAUCGAGCGAGCGAACAAAAAGCUACUGUUGUUCGUCAGCGCGUCGACGAUGGCCACCUCCAUGUUCACGCUGUCGGGAUACUUCCAUUUCCAGAACUCGCGCGAACUCUCGAGCGUCUUCUGGAUCCCGUUGCUCUCGUGUGCGGUAUUCAUCGCGACCUUCAGCCUCGGCUUCGGCCCGCUACCGUGGAUGAUGCUCGGCGAGCUCUUCGCCGAGAACGCGAGGCGCGCGGCCGUCCCCGUUGUCGCGAUGUGGAGUUGGACUUUGGCUUUCCUGGCGACCAAGUGCUUCCGGAACAUGGUGGACCUCAUGGGAACCUCGUCGUCCUUCGCCACGUUCGGUAUGAUCAGUUUAAUCGGCGCCGCAUUCGUCUCCGCGUUGGUACCGGAGAGGAGGACCAAGAGCGCGGAGGAGGUCCAAAUCGAAUUGUGCCGAGCUUGCGACAGGAACCGGAGGGAGCUUGCGAUAGGAACCCGGCCGAAGCCGGACGAAGCGACUGAAACGCCGGAAACUACGGAUGUCGCGGUCAUCGAACGUACCAGCACACUAGACUUGUGUCUCACGUGAACUCCGACACGAGCUCUCGUGCACCGAGAAGAUUCCUUCGGAUUUAAUCAAUUCCAUCGCAUCCAAACAAAUUUCAUCAUUGGCUCCAAAGAAACUAAUGUUCCGACUGAUAACUACGAUUGUUAGACCUUUCAACGAAUAUGUUUGUUUAUCUUAAAUAAAAAAUUU